AUGUCGUCCUUAGUCCCCUCGCUGCGGGCGGCAGUCCCUCGAAUCCUAUCACGAACAUCAUGUCGUCCCAUCUCUGCCUCAGCCCGCCUCCUGCGCCAGGGUCCCGGAACAGGAGAGAACUUCCAACAGGCCAACGACCCAACAUCACGGAAACUCACUCCCAACGUGUCUAAGACCGACGAAACCCCCGUUGACUCCAUGGGCGCUUCAGAUGCACCACUACAAGAAUUGGUCCCCGAUGGCGAGAGAGCUCGACAAUUACAAGCACCUAAUAGAGCAAAACCAUGGUCUCGGAGCCAAAUGCCCAGAGAGCUCGCAAUGACAGGACCGAGAUUUGAACAGACGAUCAUCGAAGCGCAGCCUGCCCCGUAUGCCGCAAUCGAGCUCAUCCACAAACAACCCGUCCGAUGGGUUGACGAUAAACGGGUCGCAUGUGACGGCGGUGGUGGUCCCUUGGGCCACCCAAAGAUCUAUAUCAACGUGGACAAGCCACAAAUCUGUUGGUGUACUUACUGCGGCUUGCCAUAUGCCAAAAAGGAACACAAGAAAUAUCUCGAGUCACUACCGAGCACAACUUACCCACUAGCACCAACCGGCGACCCUAUGGAAGUACAAAUGCCGGCCACACCUAGUCAAAAGGGAGAGAUCCAGGGACAAUAUCCUCAAAUAAGAGGAGAGCAUCUGGCUGAGUCUUUGGGUGAAACUGCCUUUGAACAGAGAUGA
Exophiala spinifera is the source of this 723-nucleotide messenger RNA. RefSeq lists its product as uncharacterized. Lineage: Eukaryota; Fungi; Ascomycota; Eurotiomycetes; Chaetothyriales; Herpotrichiellaceae. The coding region runs from base 1 to 723 and encodes 240 amino acids. The record is from RefSeq and is a predicted model, not a curated record. Gene Ontology annotation, biological process: mitochondrial electron transport, NADH to ubiquinone. The transcript is spliced from 3 exons.